Messenger RNA from Fraxinus pennsylvanica, 1824 nucleotides. The record is from the annotation of a GenBank genome assembly. NCBI's taxonomy places the organism in Eukaryota, Viridiplantae, Streptophyta, Magnoliopsida, Lamiales, Oleaceae.
AUGAAGCUAGGAGUGGGAAUGGGGAAUAUUGUAUUGAAUGAUGACGAUAAGUCUAUGGCGGUUGCAGUUUUGGGAACUAAGGCAUUCGAUUUCUUGAUUUCGAAGUCAGUUUUCCUGGAAUGCUCAUUGAUAUCUGUGGGGAAUGGUGAGAAUUUGCAGAAUAAGCUUUCAGAUCUUGUGGAGCGUUCUGAUGUGGCCAAUUUUAGUUGGAAUUAUGCUAUUUUCUGGCAACUUUCGUACUCCAAGUCUGGUGACUUGGUCCUGGGAUGGGGAGAUGGGUGUUGUCGAGAGCCUCGUGAAGGUGAGGAAUCGACAAUUAGUUUUAUUUUCAAACCGAGACUUGGGAACGAGACUCAACAAAGGAUGAGGAAAAUGGUUUUGCAGAUGUUGCACAAUUUGUUUGGGGGAAUUGAUGAGGAGAACUAUGCUUUUGUAUUGGAUAAGAUUACAGAUACUGAAAUAUUCUUCCUUGCAUCAAUGUACUUUUCUUUCCCUAAAGGAGAAGGUGGUCCGGGGAAGUGUUUUGAAUCUGGGAAGCAUAUCUGGAUUUCGGAUCUAUUUAAGUCAUCAAUUGAUUUUUUUAUCAGGUCAUUCCUCGCCAAGUCUGCUGGUAUGCAAACGGUUGUUUUGAUUCCCACCGAUGUUGGAGUGGUGGAGUUAGGAUCAAUGCGAUCCAUCCCGGAAAACUCGGAGUUACUGGAUACAGUAAGAUCUUCCUUUUCGUCGUUUUCAUUGCGUGGUAUGGCCGAGAAAUCUGCGGCUGUGACGGCGGUAACCGACAAAAUAAAUGAAGACGGCCCCACAUGUAGCUUGGCAAUUGGUAACCAACAGGAAGUGGUUACCAAGUUUUUUGGGAAGGAUUUAGAGUCGGGUAGUUCACAAUUCGGGUUAAACCUUCCUGUUGGAAAAUUGGAAGACAGGCAACGGGAUGUGUCUGGUAGUGGGAACAGAUUGUCAUUAGCCAACACUGUGAAUGGCUUUGAUGCUGCAACAUGGACACAAUUCAACAGUGUAAAACCAGGGAACCCACUGGAAAUUUGCAGACCCGAGGCCCCAGGGAAAAAAUUACAUGAACUUGUUAAUGGGGCAAAGGAUGGGUUUCAGCUUAAAAAACUUCAGCAACAAAAACCAGCGAAAAUGCAGAUUGAUUUAACUGGAGCGACCUCAAAGUUAACUCCUCAGCCUAUUAGUGUCGAGUCUGAGCAUUCAGAUGUUGAGGCUUUGAGCAAGGAAGAGCAUGCAAGCCUAUUGGAGGAGAUUAGGCCUCGGAAGCGUGGCAGGAAGCCUGCCAAUGGAAGAGAAGAGCCACUCAAUCAUGUACAGGCAGAGAGACAACGACGAGAGAAGUUGAACCAACGAUUCUAUGCAUUGCGAGCUGUUGUGCCGAAUAUCUCCAAGAUGGACAAGGCUUCCCUUUUGGGAGAUGCUAUUGCUUAUAUAAAUGAACUUGAGAAGAAGUUGAAGGACAUGGAAUUGGAGAAGGAAAAACUUGGAAGUUCUUCGGGAGAGUCAUCGUCUUUGGAAGCUAAACCAAAAUCAGAAAUGCAUGACCGAGUUCCCCGAAUUGAAAUCGAAACAGUCCAUGACAAAGUCAUCGUGAAGGUAAGCAGCCCAUUGAACACCCACCCCAUAGCAAGGACUGUCCAAGCAAUCAAGGAUGCACAGGCUACUAUUCUUCAGUCAUUGAUUGUCGCAGGGAGUGAAAAAGUAUUUCACACAUUUGUUGUCAAGCCACAAGGAUCAGAACAACUAACCCAGGAGAGGUUGAUAGAAGUACUUUCCCGCAAGUCCAACACCUCACAGCCAUCAUCAUCGGUGGGGUAA